Messenger RNA from Callorhinchus milii (elephant shark), 1063 nucleotides. RefSeq lists its product as uncharacterized. NCBI's taxonomy places the organism in Eukaryota, Metazoa, Chordata, Chondrichthyes, Chimaeriformes, Callorhinchidae. Bases 5 to 910 code for a protein of 301 amino acids. The record is from RefSeq and is a predicted model, not a curated record. The transcript is spliced from 2 exons.
UCUGAUGACAACAGAGGCCGGUCCACAUCAUCAGUCCCGGCGCACAGAUUGCAUGGACGUAGCCUCAGCCUUCAGGAUGGCUUACGGAUUAACAAGAGGGUUUUGCUUGUCUCCAGGCUUGGAGAUCGGGAACGUGGCGAUUGGCGCCGCCAGCGCUGUUGUCUUCACCAUCGUUGUGCUGUGUGUCUUCUUCGGGAUUUUCUACCACCACCGGAGCAAAAAGCCCGAGAUCCCGAGCGUGCUGAAAUCCUUUGUGAAGAGCAACAGCAAGUGUCGCAGUCUGAUGGACUACCCCAUGCUGAUGGACGAGGUGGUGCUUCAGGUCUUCUUUGACACGAACAGCAAGUUAUUGUGCUCGCCCCCGGAGCAGGGAGACGCCUGGCGGGACGUCAACAUCGCACAGGCCUCUUCUGUGGACAGCGGCAUCGAUCUGAGCGGGCAGUCGGGGAGCCAGACCAGCGGGCAGUCCGGCGGUCGGAUGAGUAGACAAUUCGCGGGUCAGACGAGCGCUCAGUCUGCGGGUCAGGCCAGCGGGCAGUGCGAGGCUUGGAGCAGCGGGCAGCUCAGUAUAGUUUGCGACGAGGAGCCGAACCACUACAUGCAACAGAGGCCGGAGCCCGUCAGCCUCCAGGGCCCGGCGGCCGGGGAGAACGCUGUUAUUCUGCGGUCGGGCGGCAUCCUGCACCAGAACACGCCCGACAGCGGACUGAGCCCCGACGUCUCAGGCUACCAGAAACAAAGCUCGAACCCCGCGAGCUCCACACAGCACGGGGGCAUGUCCCUCGCGUCACCACCUCAGCAGGACACGGCGCUCGGCUUCUCGACCCCGGGCCACCUCGACACGGUGGACUGCUUCUCAAACGGACUCCUGACUUUAGAUGAUUUAGUGAUGACUGAGGCAACCUUGUGAAAUGGACAUUGUUUUUUUUUGGGGUGUGGGUGUGGGGGGGGGUGGGGGGGACUUGGGACGAAUGAAUGAACGAACGAAUGCAUUUUUGUAAUUUAUUUGGAUAGUAAUUUAUUAUUAAAAAAAAUCUGAUUUUUCAUGAAACUGAUGGCUGGA